GGUGGGGGCUUCCACUUCCGUUUAAGGUGGCAAGCUCCACGUCAUCGGCUGUGUAAGCAGAGGGGCCAGCCGCAAGGCAAGCCUGGAGCCCAGCUCUGAGCUCUGAGCGCCAUGGGUCCCUAAGUGCAGGCCCCUGGCUGACCCCCACUCCGCCCCACAGGACCCGCCCGCCUGCCCCUAUGACCAACAUGAGCUGGAGCUUCUUGACGCGGCUGCUGGAGGAGAUCCACAACCACUCCACCUUCGUGGGUAAGGUGUGGCUCACGGUGCUAGUGGUCUUCCGCAUAGUGCUGACGGCUGUGGGCGGCGAGGCCAUCUACUCGGACGAGCAGGCCAAGUUCACCUGCAACACGCGGCAGCCAGGCUGCGACAACGUCUGCUACGACGCCUUCGCGCCCCUGUCGCACGUGCGCUUCUGGGUCUUCCAGAUCGUGGUCAUCUCCACGCCCUCGGUCAUGUACCUGGGCUACGCCGUGCACCGCCUGGCCCGUGCGUCUGAGCAGGAGCGGCGCCGCGCCCUCCGCCGCCGCCCGGGACCCCGCCGCGCGCCCCGAGCGCACCUGCCGCCCCCGCACGCCGGCUGGCCUGAGCCCGCCGACCUGGGCGAGGAGGAGCCCAUGCUGGGCCUGGGCGAGGAGGAGGAGGAGGAGGAGGAGACAGGAGCAGCCGAGGGCGCCGGCGAGGAAGCGGAGGAAGCCGGCGCGGAAGAGGCGUGCUUAACUAAGGGGGCCGGCGCUGACUGCAAGGCGACGGGGACCCGGGGCACGGCCGGGCAACACGAUGGGCGGAGGCGCAUCCAGCGGGAGGGCCUGAUGCGCGUAUAUGUGGCCCAGCUGGUGGCCAGGGCAGCUUUCGAGGUGGCCUUCCUGGUGGGCCAGUACCUGCUGUACGGCUUUGAGGUGCGGCCGUUCUUUCCCUGCAGCCGCCAGCCCUGCCCGCAUGUGGUGGACUGCUUCGUGUCGCGCCCUACUGAGAAGACGGUCUUCCUCCUGGUUAUGUACGUGGUCAGCUGCCUGUGCCUACUCCUCAACCUCUGCGAGAUGGCCCACCUGGGCUUGGGCAGCGCGCAGGACGCUGUGCGCGGCCGUCGCGGCCCCCCGGCCUCCGCCCCCGCCCCCGCCCCCGCGCCGCGGCCCCCGCCCUGCGCCUUCCCUGCUGCUGCAGCUGGCUUGGCCUGCCCGCCCGACUACAGCCUGGUAGUGCGGGCGACCGAGCGCGCUCGGGCGCACGACCAGAACCUGGCAAACCUGGCCCUGCAGGCGCUGCGCGACGGGGCAGCAGCUGGAGACCGCGACCGGGACAGUUCGCCCUGUGUCGGCCUCCCUGCGGCCUCCCGGGGGCCCCCCAGGGCAGGCGCCCCCACGUCCGGGACGGGCAGUGCUACCUCUGCGGGCACCGUGGGGGAGCAGGGCCGGCCUGGCACCCACGAGCGGCCAGGAGCCAAGCCCAGGGCUGGCUCCGAGAAGGGCAGUGCCAGCAGCAGGGACGGGAAGACCACCGUGUGGAUCUGAGGGCGCUGGCUUGCGAGCUGGGCCAGGGAGGAGGAGGGUUGGGGGGCUCCGGUGGAAAUCUGUGACCCCUUCUCCUCAGCUUUCUCCUUAGCCGGAGGUCUCAGGCAGACUCUGCCCAGAGGGACAGCCAGGCUGCUCAGGGAAGGGGCUGAAAGCAGCAGAGGAGUGCUCUGGCUUGCUCACCACUGGGGCCAAGGUGGGUUGGAGAGAGGGUCUAGGAGCCAGGAAGGACCCUCUGCUGUGGUCUGAACCCCAGGGGGGCUGGGGCAUUGACUCCACCCCUGUCCUGAGCUGGAAUACAUCCUCUGGGAUGCCAGCUCUUCCCUUUGAGCUUCCCUGCAGCAAGCCAUGGAGGCCCUAGGGUGCCUGGUAUGGGCAUCAGUUGGUGGGAGUGCGGGGGUGCGUGUCCCCAUUCCCUGCGACAGGGAGGGCUCUGUUGAACAAGGAACGGGGCUCCUUCAGCCCUCCCCCUCCCAGCCCCAAACUGAGAGACUGGGAGCUGGGAGCCUGGGGUGGGCAGGACCAUACCCUCUUUGAGCUUCUGCGAUGCUGGCCUUCCCUUCCUCUGAGAGACUUGAAGUUCUGCAAAGAUGUUGACCAUGCCCGGCAGCUUGGACCCAGUGGGUGGUGGUCAGGGCCCGGGGGCUCCAUGCUGUGGGAAUGGGGCUCUGGGGUUCCUGUCUGUGGCCUGUCUGCCCUCCUCCCUAAUUCAGACCCAGCCUCAAGAAGAAAGGGAGUAAAAUAAAACUAACUUGUUUAUAA
Rhinopithecus roxellana (golden snub-nosed monkey) is the source of this 2273-nucleotide messenger RNA. It is a transcript of the gene GJC2, whose product is annotated as gap junction protein gamma 2. The transcript has a single exon. Lineage: Eukaryota; Metazoa; Chordata; Mammalia; Primates; Cercopithecidae. Gene Ontology annotation, cellular component: connexin complex. The coding region runs from base 180 to 1511 and encodes 443 amino acids. The record is from RefSeq and is a predicted model, not a curated record. Gene Ontology annotation, biological process: cell communication.